GCCCAAUGAGCGCGGAUCGGCUCAAGAGCGUGUUGGGCGGGCUAACAUAUUCUGUCCUACAGUUGGUGAAGUGCGGAGUUCCAGACGCGAUGGCAAGAACCAAGCAGACCGCUCGUAAAUCCACCGGUGGUAAAGCGCCGAGGAAGCAGCUCGCCACUAAGGCUGCCCGCAAGAGCGCCCCGGCUACUGGCGGUGUGAAGAAACCUCACCGUUACAGGCCAGGUACCGUGGCUCUGCGUGAAAUCCGCCGUUAUCAGAAGUCCACUGAGCUGCUCAUCCGCAAGCUGCCCUUCCAGCGCCUGGUUAGAGAGAUCGCUCAGGACUUUAAGACCGAUCUGCGCUUCCAGAGUUCUGCCGUCAUGGCUCUGCAGGAGGCCAGUGAGGCUUACCUGGUCGGCCUGUUCGAGGACACCAACCUGUGCGCCAUCCAUGCCAAGAGGGUGACCAUCAUGCCUAAGGACAUCCAGCUGGCCCGCCGUAUUCGCGGAGAGCGAGCUUAAACGAACCCACUCCAUCCAGUU
Molecule: messenger RNA, 521 nt
Organism: Trichomycterus rosablanca
Lineage: Eukaryota; Metazoa; Chordata; Actinopteri; Siluriformes; Trichomycteridae
Product: histone H3-like
Exons: 1
Coding region: 6-500 (164 amino acids)
Cellular component (GO): nucleosome
Molecular function (GO): protein heterodimerization activity; DNA binding; structural constituent of chromatin
Source: RefSeq, a predicted model, not a curated record